Glossina fuscipes is the source of this 1869-nucleotide messenger RNA. RefSeq lists its product as uncharacterized. The record is from RefSeq and is a predicted model, not a curated record. NCBI's taxonomy places the organism in Eukaryota, Metazoa, Arthropoda, Insecta, Diptera, Glossinidae. Gene Ontology annotation, cellular component: nucleus. The transcript is spliced from 3 exons. The coding region runs from base 69 to 1415 and encodes 448 amino acids.
UCAACGAAAACCAAACAGCUGUUUCACAUAUUUUUUUCUUUGCUUUAAUCACAAAAAAAGCAGAAAAAAUGUUUAGUAAUUUAUUUAUUAAAUAUCAGUUUCACACAUCGUUAAAUAACUUAUUACGCCGAGCGACGAAAAAGCUGAAUCCUGGCUUAGGGCAUUUGGCAUCUGAAAUUGAAGAUGCUGCUGAUAUUAUAAAAAGUGAUCCGGAAGGUUUCGAUAACUUAGAAGCCGAUUUUAUGCAAGCUGGCCAAAGUUACCGUCAACAUAAAUUGGAUUUAGAGAAACAAAGAGAGCAAAUACGCCAUUUAAUGGUAAAACAUAAGUAUUUCCGCGAUGAUACUCUACCCAAUCUUUUAACUUAUGCCGAGAAAGAACAUAUACGUCUACUGCACAGUCGAGAUGCGGAAGAAUGGCCUGUUGAACGCUUAGCUGAAAGUUUCCCGGCCACGGCAGAAAUUAUAAAAAAAAUUCUUAAAGCUAAUUGGCAUCCAUUGUCCGCAAAACGUGUACAUUCACAUGAUUUACAGGUUUUAGAAAAUUGGCAUCGAUAUAAAAAAGGCGAAUUUGAAAAGCAAUUACCUCCAGAAUUGAAAGAACAUUUAAAAAAAUUUGUCGAUAGACGUUUGGAGGACUUAAAAGCUUUACCUGAGCUGGCCCAAACUUUUACUCCUAUGCAACUGCCCAAGCCAAAGAUUCAAGAAUUUCAAAGCAUCAUAACGAGUUGUGCAAAAUAUAAAGAUGCGGACGCACCUACAAGCAAUCCCCUACUGCCGCGUGGCGAAAAUAAAGGAAAAACUGAAGCAACAUUAAAUGGGGAAGCUAGUGAAACCUUCAGAAAUCCUUUUGGUAGGAAUGCUAUUCAACAGGAAGCUUUGGAUAUCACUGUAGAAUAUGUCAAUAAUGAAAUGGUAGUAAGUGCGGCGAUUUCAAAACGCAAACCGCGAAAGGAAACUCUUCUAUCGUAUCCUAAUAGUGAUAAUGAACAACUAAAUCAGCCAAUAUUAAAUAAACAUAACGAAGAAGAAGAAACUUAUUUGUUAAGUAAAACAAUCGAUAAAAGAAAAAUGCGUUUAGAAGAGGCAAAGAAGAUGAAAAUAUAUGAUUUAGAACAUAAAGAAAAAACCGUGACUGGGGAGGUGAAUGAUAAAGCAAUUGAUAAUUUGGCAAAUCUUUCCAAUACCGGUAUCGUUCGGCGGGAAACUUCUUUAGAUUUCACUGAUAAGUUUUCCAGCAAUGAAGUAGUUAUAAGUGCUGAAGAUUCAAAACGUUUUGCAAUGUCCACUGUUAAAGAUCGUAUAUAUAUACCCCGGAAAUUAAGGCGUCAAGGCGCUACUUAUCGUUUGGAGGAUUGCUAUUAUGAUUACGAUGGUGAAUUCCUAUAUCGUGUUCCGGGCAUGACGGGUGUUUAAUUAUUUAGUUUAUUAAAAAAGCAGAACAGCUAACAGGAACAGAGAAACUUUUCUUUUAGAAAAUAUGCCUGCGGACCGAUGCCGUAUACAUAUAUGUAUAAAAUACAGCUAAUAUAAUAUGUGCUUUGAGUAAGUUGAUAAAUCUUAAAGUUGGAGUCUUUUUUCUUGUUGCUUGGGCAUCCUCACUCAUAGCGUCGCCUUUUUAAAACUAAUGAACGUUGAAAAAUUGCUUUAAAUUGUAAAAGCGAACCAGUUUUCACAAAUAGAUGAUGUCUUAAGAUCCGCUCUAAAGUAAAUUUAAAUUUCAUAUAUGUUUUCUUCAUUUUUUGUAAUCAAUUUUAUUUUUCUCUUCCAUAAGAACAAAAAAAAAAACUUUAAUUUCAAAAUUUUAUAAAAAUUAAUUUUUUUUUAUAAAUUUCAUUGGAAUUAUUUAAGACUUCAUAAGGACAAAAAA